GUGGCAAAGUAUUUGAGGGAGAAGUGCCAUGGUAAUACUAAGGAAGAAAGGAUUACUGCAGUGAGCUGGGCCUUGGCGUUUGUUUACCGUACUCUGCUAGAUACUGUGGAGCAGCAGAUAGCAGAAAGGGAACAGGGAGAUAAGUUAGUUACUAUCCCAGUGACCCAGGCUGCAGCUAACAUCCCAGGCUCCAGGCUAGCAGCUGAAUCAGACAAUAGGCCCCAACCCAUGGCUGUUGCAGCUAAUACAAGAGGUGGAAAGUGUAAAGGCAAGACCGAUCGAAAGGUGGAGGAUGAUGAUGAUGAUGCAGGAGAAGGACCCUCACCAAAAUCAGAGGCCACAUCAAGGGGCACAGAAUCUGGAGCUAAUAUUGACUCCUUCUCUCUGAAGGACCUCAGAGGCCUAAGAAAGGAUUACAGACGACAACCUGAUGAAUCUAUAAUUAGUUGGUUAGUCUGCCUUUGGGAUGCUGCAGGGGAGGUUACGAUUUUGGAUGGUACUGAAGCGAGGCAUUUGGGAUCCCUGUCACAUGAUCCUGUCAUCGAUCAAGGUAUGAUGAGGGGGGCUAACCCUCACAGCCUCUGGGAACGGGUCCUAAGAAGCGUAGCAGAACGAUACCUGUGUACGGAUGAUCUCUAUAUGCAGCAGACACGGUGGAAGACCAUAGAACAGGGGAUCCAAUGCCUGAGAGAGAUGGCGGUGGCAGAGCUCAUUUUCUCAGAUGAUGCAACAACUAGGAAUCCGGACCUGGUACCAUGCACACCUGUAAUGUGGAGGAAACUUGUGCGACUUGGGCCACCUGAAUACACUUCUGCCCUAGCAAUAAUGAAGCGGGAUGAUACAUAUGAGACUGUGCUCGAUAUGACAAAGAAGCUUCGAGCGUAUGCAGAUGCUGUGCAUGGCCCAACUCAUGCCAGAAUUGCAGCAGUGGAAACCCAACUGCAGAAACCAGAGGACAAAAUAGAGGAGAAUCAUAAGAAACUCCGGGAAGAGAUUAAGGAGGACCUUAUUCAAAUCUCAGCUGUACAAAUUAGAGGCCCUGGUGUCCAACGCUGGCGCUCCUUUGAUGGGGAGAGAAGGUACAUCCCACGGGCUGAGUUAUGGGCUUUUCUGCGUGAGUCUGGAGAAGACAUGAGGAGAUGGAAUGGAAAACCCACCGCUGCUUUGGCACAACGGGUGCGUGAUUUGAAGAAAAGAGGAAGUAUCACCAAAAGGAUAGCAGCUCCGGUCGCUCGUCGCCGAGAUGUUAAGUAUGCUGAUGACGAUGACAUGUCCGAUCCCCUUGAAGGAACUUCUAAGGCAUAUGCCCAAGGAAAGGAGGACAAUCUGGCUUAGAGGGGCCCUGCCUCCAGCCAGGAAGAGGCACGGGAGAACCGGGUUUUCUGGAAGGUGUGGAUCAGAUCGCCUGGCACAUCAGAGCGACAAGACUAUGAAGCAUUGGUUGACACUGGAUCACAGUGUACCUUAAUGCCAUCGGAACACGUGGGGACAGAACCUGUUUCCAUUGCUGGAGUGACAGGGGGAUCACAACAGUUCACUUUGUUGGAAGCUGAGGUGAGCUUGACUGGGAAGGAGUGGCAGGAACUUCCGAUUGUGACUGGUCCAGAGGCUCCGUGUAUUUUGGGCAUAGACUUCCUCCGGAAUGGCUAUUACAAAGAUCCUAAGGGAUUCAGGUGGGCUUUUGGAAUAGCUGCAGUGGAGAUAGAGGGUAUUAAACAAUUGAAUACCUUGUCUGGACUAUCAGAGAACCCAUCUGCAGUAGGACUCUUGAAGGUAGAGGAGCAACGAGUGCCAAUUGCCCCCUCAACAGUGCACCGCAGGCAGUACCGGACGAAUCGAGAUGCUGUGAUCCCCAUCCACAAAAUGAUCCGAGAGCUGGAGAGCCAAGGGGUGGUCAGUAAAACCCACUCACCCUUCAACAGCCCUAUCUGGCCUGUGCGAAAAUCUGACGGAGAAUGGAGACUGA
Melospiza melodia melodia is the source of this 1966-nucleotide messenger RNA. RefSeq lists its product as uncharacterized. The record is from RefSeq and is a predicted model, not a curated record. The transcript has 2 exons. The coding region runs from base 229 to 1335 and encodes 368 amino acids. NCBI's taxonomy places the organism in Eukaryota, Metazoa, Chordata, Aves, Passeriformes, Passerellidae.